This is a messenger RNA of Darwinula stevensoni, 978 nucleotides long. The record is from the annotation of a GenBank genome assembly. NCBI's taxonomy places the organism in Eukaryota, Metazoa, Arthropoda, Ostracoda, Podocopida, Darwinulidae.
AUGACACCUGACAAUACACCGCCUCCAAAAUUACUUGACCAAGUGCGGGACAAGUUGCGCCUGAAGCACUAUUCUAUACGAACAGAAAGACAAUAUCUGCAAUGGGUCAAGCGUUUUAUUUUGUUUCACAACAAAGAGCAUCCGCUGCAGAUGGGUGCGGUGCAGGUGGAGCUUUUUUUAACGCAUUUGGCGGUGGAUGGCAAGGUGGCGGCAUCGACACAGAAUCAGGCUUUGUCGGCGAUUUUGUUUCUGUAUCGCGAUGUACUUGCGGUGGAUUUGCCUUGGCUCAAUGAUGUGGUGCGCGCUAAAACGCCGCAACGUUUGCCGGUGGUGUUGACGCAACAAGAGGUGGCGGCUGUGCUUGGGCGCAUGGAUGGUGUUUAUGGCUUGAUGGCGCAGCUGCUCUACGGCACGGGGAUGCGCUUGAUGGAGUGUGUGCGGCUGCGGGUGAAGGAUGUCGAUUUUGACCGUGCGGAGGUGGUGAUUCGUGAUGGCAAGGGCGGCAAAGAUCGCGUGACGAUGUUGCCACAAAAAUCAAUCACGUUGCUGCAAGCGUAUUUUGAAAAACGCAGACUUUUGUAUGAAGACGAUUUAGCCAAGGGUUUGGCCAGUGUGUAUUUGCCUGAUGCUUUGGAGCGUAAAUACACCCAGGCGGCCACAAGUUGGGCUUGGCAGUAUAUUUUUGUGGCAGGCAGUUAUUCGACCGAUCCGCGCAGCGGCGUGGUGCGACGCCAUCAUUUGGAUGAAAAGCUGCUGCAACGUGCGAUGAAAAAGGCGGUGCUGGCCGCUGGUAUUACCAAACCCGCUACGCCGCAUACGUUGCGUCACAGUUUUGCCACGCAUUUGCUGCAGGCUGGUUAUGACAUUCGCACGGUGCAAGAGCUAUUGGGUCAUGCCGAUGUGGCCACGACGAUGAUUUAUACGCACGUGCUCAACAAAGGGGGCAAAGGUGUGCAAAGUCCGCUGGAUGCGCUGUAA